Molecule: messenger RNA, 6281 nt
Organism: Drosophila eugracilis
Lineage: Eukaryota; Metazoa; Arthropoda; Insecta; Diptera; Drosophilidae
Gene: yl
Product: putative vitellogenin receptor
Exons: 5
Coding region: 203-6082 (1959 amino acids)
Molecular function (GO): calcium ion binding; protein binding
Source: RefSeq, a predicted model, not a curated record
GAAUUAAACGGUUUUCUCGUUCAAUUCGCUUUCGGCUUUCCAAGCUGCAAGCCAUACUUCUUUGUUCCUGUUCCAAUUUUAUUAUAUAUAUCCGUCUUUAGUGUUAAUCGUUUAUAAAAAAAUUUGUGUUUUGUGUUGAUUGUGCCAGGUCGAGCACCAGGUGCCCCCCAGCGUAAGAAGAAAGCGGGCAGAGAGCCCGAAGAUGACCGCCAGCCAGCGAGGAUUCAACCUAACCUCGCAGACACGCGCUUGCCAUUACAGUGGAGGCAUUUUCAGUAAAUCCGGAAAGUACCAACAAAAGGAUUUAAACGAUGGACUCAAAUCCCGUCGAGCUUUUGUGCGCCACAUGGCCAUCACGCUGCUCAUUCUUUUUGGUCUUUGCGGUGCUACUGCUGCCGGCACGCCGGGAUCUGCGGACACGCGGUGCGAUGCGGGACAAUUCCAGUGCAGAGACGGCGGCUGCAUCUUACAGGCGAAGAUGUGCGACGGACACGGAGACUGCAAAGACAGCUCGGAUGAAUUGGAUUGCGACUACCGACUGUGCCGACCGCCACAUUGGUUCCCGUGUGCUCAGCCACACGGAGCCUGUCUGGCAGCAGAACUAAUGUGCAACGGCAUCAACAACUGUCCCGGCGGCGAGGAUGAACUCAACUGUCCGGUCAGGUCAGGUUUCCGAUUCGGGGACACUACCCAUCGCAUGCGCAACUGCAGCGAGCAUGAGUUCACGUGCCAGCAGGAUCGCACCUGCAUUCCAAUUGACUUCAUAUGCGAUGGCAGGACAGACUGCGCGGACAAGUCAGACGAGGUGGCCGGUUGUAAACAGGUAGAGGCCACCUGCUCCACUCAAGGCCACCUCUGCGCCAACGGACGAUGUCUACGACAGAAGCAAUGGGUCUGUGACGGCGUCGACGAUUGCGGAGAUGGAAGCGAUGAAAGAGGAUGCGUAAACCUUUGUCAGCCACAGAUGGGAAAAUUCUUGUGCCGGAAAAGCGAAACUUGCAUGCUCCUGAGUGAAGUGUGCGAUGGCCACCCUGACUGUUCCGACGGUAGCGAUGAGUCUGAAAGCUGUCACUCCAAACCGAACUGUGAAACGAAAAAGUGUCCGCCUGGCGCCACGUGCCAUAUGAUGCCCACCGGAGGAGCCGAGUGCUACUGUCCGUCGGGUUUCCGUCAAGCCAAAUUCGAAGACAAAUGUGAGGACAUUGACGAGUGCCAAGAGCGAGAAGAUCUGUGCAGUCAGGGAUGCGAGAACACUUCGGGAGGAUAUCGAUGCGUUUGUGAUGUGGGAUAUUUGCUGGACAAAGAUAAUCGCACAUGCCGCGCCAUAGUUCACGGUUCCUCAGAACAGAAGCCUCUUCUAUUGUACACCACCCAGAUGACCAUAAUGGGAAUGCACUUGGGUGACGACAAUAUAAGAAAUCAUAUCUACCAGGUGGCCGGCAAUUUAAGCAAGGUCAUUGGCGUGGCCUUUGAUGGCAGUCACAUCUAUUGGACCAACAUCCAGAACGAGGCAGAGAGCAUUGUGAAGGCAAACAGCGACGGUUCGCAAGCGGAAAUCCUAUUGACUUCCGGCUUGGAUGCACCGGAAGACCUGGCAGUGGAUUGGCUAACGCAAAAUAUCUACUUCUCGGACAACAUUAUGCGCCAUAUAGCCGUCUGCUCGAAUGAUGGUCUAAAUUGUGCCGUCCUGGUGACGCAGGAUGUACAUCAGCCGCGAUCCCUGGCUGUGUGGCCCCAGCGUGGUCUAAUGUUUUGGACGGAUUGGGGUGAAAAACCCAUGAUAGGUCGAGCCUCCAUGGAUGGCAGUCGAUCGCGUCCCAUUGUGAGCGACAAUAUUCACUGGCCAAAUGGAAUUGCUUUGGAUAUGCACCAGGAAAGGAUCUACUGGGUGGAUGCCAAGUUUGGAAGUAUCCAAACGGUGAGACCUGACGGCACUGGCCGACGUACGAUGAUGGAUGGAAUGCUGAAGCAUCCUUAUGGUCUGGCCAUUUUUGAGGAUCACCUAUAUUGGUCAGAUUGGGUUACAAAGAGCUUACAUUCUUGCCACAAGUUCACUGGCAAAGAUCAUCGUAUCCUUGUCAAGGACCGCAGCAUUUACGCUGUGCACAUCUAUCAUCCGGCCAAACAGCCGAUUUCCGAACACGGUUGUGAAAAUUCCAAAUGCUCGCACCUCUGUCUACUGGCGGAACCCGAAGCUGGCGGUCAUAGCUGUGCCUGUCCGGAUGGGAUGCGACUAGCGCCAGAUCACCAGCGCUGUAUGCUUAUGGAGAAGCGCCAGCGGUUGUUUGUGGGUUUGGGCCAGGUGCUCCUAGAAAUUGAGCACACCGCCUUCGGACGCCAUCAGGUGAGCAAGUCGUACAUUCUGCCAUGCUACAUCAACGAAAUGGUCUACAACCGCAUCAAUGGCAGCGUCAUAAUAGCGGACAAUGACCAACGAUUGAUCCUUGAGUAUCAGCCGGAGCACCACGAGACAACCGUCCUGGUUCGCUCUAAUCUGGGCAACAUAAGUGCCCUGGCUUUUGAUCAUCUCAGCCAGAAUCUAUACUGGGCGGAUAUGGAGCGGGGCGUUAUUGAGCUGCUCUCCCUGCAAACGCGCCAUCGUGCCUUGAUCCGCUUCUUCCCUGGUCAAGAGUGGCCCAUUGGACUGAGUGUUAUGCCCUCGGAAGGUUAUCUGUAUGUGGUGCUAAAGGCAAGACGGCACAGCCACAUCGACAGGAUACCGCUAAGCGGAAAAGGCGAGCAGGUACAUGUCUUCGAGGACGAUCUGGGAGAUGAUGACAUCAAGUUAACCGCUGAUUACCAUAGUCAAACGCUCUUCUGGUCAGACAGCGAUCUGGGUAGGAUUAGUUACUCAAACUACAAGAUGCCGCUUAGUCAAACGUUCCGAGGUAAACUGAGGCGACCCUAUAGUCUGGCUUUGGUACAUCAGGAUCUGUUCUGGAGCGAAAUGGGCACACAGCGAAUUUACUGGACGCACAAGAGUAAUAUGGGCCCGCGGAAGAUGAUUGAUAUAAUGGAAAAAAGUGAUCCCGCCGCCAUCUUGCCAUACGUGCCCAUUGCCCCACCCAGUAGAAUUCCUUUGGCCGCCAGUUCAUCCUUCAGCAAAGAAUCGCAUCCCUGCCAGCAGCAAAAUGGAGGCUGUUCGCACAUUUGCGUUGGCGAGGGUCCCUACCACUCUAUCUGUUUGUGCCCCGCAGGAUUUGUUUACCGUGAUGCGGGCAACCGCACUUGUUUGGAGGCCUUGGAUUGCGAAUUCCGGUGCCAUAGUGGUGAGUGUCUGACGAUGACCCAUCGCUGCAAUGGGCGUCGCGACUGCGUGGACAACUCAGAUGAGAUGGAUUGCGACGAAAAGCACCGCAAAAAGCCGAAGGCUGUGUGUUCGCCCAAACAGUUUGCGUGCCACAACGGAGAGCAGUGCAUCGACAGGGAUCGUCGCUGCGAUGAACGCAUAGAUUGCCAUGAUCAUUCGGAUGAGCAGCACUGCGAGAAGUUCGACAAAACAAGGAAAUGCCAUGUCCACCAGCAUGCCUGUGACAAUGGAAAAUGCGUGGAUACAAGCUUGGUGUGCGAUGGAAGUAAUGACUGCGGUGACAAUUCUGAUGAGACGAUGUGCGAGGCAACGUCAAGGUGCGAACCGGGGAUGUUCCAGUGCGGCAGUGGAUCAUGCAUUGCGGGUAGCUGGGAGUGCGACGGAAGAAUUGACUGCAGCGAUGGGUCCGAUGAGCAUGACAAGUGUGCCCAUCGUAGCUGUCCGCCAAACAUGCACCGCUGUCUGCUGGGACAGUGCCUGGAUAGAAGUCUGGUGUGCGAUGGUCAUAAUGACUGUGGCGAUAGAUCUGAUGAACUAAACUGCGACCAAGACCCUUCGACGGUGAAUAUAUCCUGUGCGGAGGAGCAGUUCCAGUGUACAAGUAAUUUGAAGAUCUGUCUGCCAUCUGCUGUGCGUUGCAAUGGCACCACUGAGUGUCCCCGUGGUGAGGAUGAGGCUGAUUGCGGCGAUAUGUGUAGUAUCUAUGAAUUCAAGUGCCGCUCCGGACGGCAGUGCAUACGGCGGGAGUUCCGUUGCGAUGGUCAGAAGGACUGUGGCGACGGAAGCGACGAGUUAAGCUGCGAACUAGAGAAGGGUAAUCAUAACCAAAGCCAGAUUCAGCCUUGGGGUACUUCAAGUCGGGCUUGCCGACCACAUCUCUUUGACUGUCAAGAUGGCGAGUGCGUGGACAUGUCCCGGGUGUGCAACAACUUUCCAGACUGUUCCAACGGACACGACGAGGGCCCCAAAUGCGCCACAGCCUGCCGAUCCGCAUCUGGUCGUCAAGUGUGCCAGCACAAGUGCAGGGCCACGCCGGCAGGCGCCGUGUGCUCCUGCUUCGAUGGCUAUCGCCUAGACGCGGAUCAAAAGAGUUGCUCGGACAUAGAUGAGUGCCAGGAGCAGCAACCAUGUGCCCAGCUGUGCGAGAAUACGCUGGGUGGCUAUCAGUGUCAGUGCCAUGCGGACUUUAUGCUGCGACAGGAUCGAGUUAGUUGCAAAAGCCUUGAAUCCGGUGCCACUUUACUCUUUAGCAGUUUCAACGAGGUACGAAACCUAAGCCAACAGCCCGUUAUGCUUAGCGUCGCCUGGUCGGCGAAUGAUUCGCGUAUCAGUGGCUUUGAUGUAGACACGUACAAUGAAAUGGGCUACUUCUCGUCCGAAGAUGAGGACAUACUCUACCAGUUCGACCUCCAAAAGAAGAUGGUAGUGCGGGCUUUGGGUCUUCCGACACCCACGAAACUCUCCCUGGAUUGGGUCACUGGCAAUGUUUAUGUGCUGAGUGGUACGCAAGAGAUACAUGCAUGCAAUUUCGAUGCACGCAUGUGCGGAAGGAUACUGUAUGUUAAGAGCCCCAAGCACCUGAAAAACCUGGCUGUUGAUGGCUAUCAUGCUAAGGUCUUCUACAUAGCUAUACGCACGGAGGGUUUCGGGCAGACGAGUUCGGAGAUUCACAUGGCCAGGCUGGAUGGCAGUCGCAAGGAUAUGCUGCUCCAGAAAAGCGAAAGCUUUAUGACAGCCCUGACCACUGAUGUGCAUCAGCAGAUGUUAUAUUUCGUGGAUUUGCACACACGAACCCUGGAAAGGAUUAGCUAUAGGCUAAAAUCGGGACCAAUACGUAGGCCGGAGAUAAUGCUGCAGAAGUCGAAUGCUUUAAUGCAUCCAUCUGGGCUAAGCUUGUAUGAAAAUCAUGUGUUCAUCGUGAACCUGGGCUCUGUUGAGGCGGUACAGUGUGCCAUGUAUGGAUCCCGGAUAUGCCACAAAAUCAGCCUGAACGUUCUGAAUGCCCAGAACAUUGUGGUGGCUGGCAAAUCCCGGCAGCCCCAACGGUCGUCUCAUCCUUGCGUGCAUGCCCACUGCCAUGGUCUGUGCCUACAGGCAGACUUCGGAUACGAGUGCAUGUGCGGCAAUCGAUUGGUAGCCGAAGGCGAAAGAUGUCCUCAUGGAUCCAGCAAUGAGGUGGCCAUUAUGGGAGCUACAAACAGCAUGGAACUGGAGCAAGAGCAUUCGGGCAACCAUUGGCUGAUGGCGCUUUUUGUACUGGCUACUGGAUCGUUAGUCGCGGGACUCGGGUACAUGUACUAUCAGUACCGGCAGCGCGGCCACAGGGAUCUCAACAUUAACAUGCAUUUCCAGAAUCCGCUGGCGACGCUCGGCGGCACCAAAGAAUUCCUGGAGCAGGAACGUGCCGAGGCCGGAGUUGGCUUCGCCCCAGGAACGGGCACAGGUUCCAGCCGAGGUAGCAACGACACAUUCACCACCACCAGCGCCUCGUCCUCGUUCGCAGCUCAGCAGUUUAGCGUGCCGAAUGCUCUCCAGAGAUUGCUCCGUCCACGACAGACGCCGUCCAGCGAUCCGAUGGCUCAAGAAUUGCUUCUCGAAAGCCCCAGAGAAAGCAACCUACACUCGCUGGACGGAGUGCGGCAAGGAGGCGGAGGCAGUCGGCAGGUGCCGGACAUCUUGGUGGCAGACAUUGACGAUGAUGCCGCCCAAUCAGCAGGGAAAUUCGGGGGAAGUUACGGAAGCAAUGAUGCGAAUGCACGACUUGUGUCGUAAAUAGGGGGAGAUUCCUAUUCCGAGCAUCUUACUCACUGCCCCCCAACCACAAGAUAAAAUGUUAUGUUUUAUGGCUCCAAGUAUUUAUUAUAGCGUUGUGAUUAUAUUCGUAUUUAAAUGUUAAUCGGUGAUUGGUGUUUAUUAAGCUUAUAAAAUCAGAGUUUCUUUUUAAAAGCUCUAAAUAAUCAAAAAACUAAAA